AUGGGUUACAAGUCGCUUUUCCCAGAUCUUGAGAUCCCCAAGUGCAACGUUCUCUCGUUUCUCUUUCCUCAGGGCAAACAGCCCUCGGAUCAAGCCAUAUGGAUCGAUGCAGCGGAUCCACGACAUUUCCUAACACCUCGCCUGUGUCUAUCAUGGGUCAGGCGGCUGGGCUUUGGGCUUGAUAGACUCGGCAUCGGGAGGCAACAAGUGGUGAUGAUUUUCACUCCAAAUCACAUUUUCGUGCCUGUUGCAUACCUGGGCAUUGUCGGGUCAGGGCGUAUCUUCAGUGCCGCCAACCCAGUUUAUACUGUCAAUGAAGUCGAGUACCAGAUCAAGAAUACCGGAGCCUCAUGCAUAUUUGUGCAUCCCGAUCAUGUGGAGACAGCAGUGGAAGCAGCCCGCCGUGCUGGUCUCGACCAAAGCAAGAUCUUCCAGUUUUCAGACAAGCCUUGUCAGACAAAGACGGGUGUCCGGGAUUGGAGAGAAGCCAUGGCAGGAAGUCAGUCGGAAGCAGAAUCAUGGCAGUGGGAUUCCAUGACAGAGACGUCGACAACCAAUAUCGCAACCAUCAAUUACUCCUCAGGCACGACAGGACUACCAAAGGGGGUUUGCAUCUCUCAUCACAACCUUCUAGCAAAUGUCGUCCAAACUAUUUUUAUGCGCGACCUAGAACAACCAUACAACAAGCGAAGUCAACCGCAAGAGCGGUGGGUUGGGUUCUUACCGUUAUAUCACGCCUACGGACAAUUAUAUGUCAACUUGAUUGCGCCAACUCUCUUAUUUCCAACAUAUGUGAUGAAGAAGUUUGUCUACGAGGACUUCUUGGGGGUAAUUCAAACACACCAAAUUACGAAUCUUCAAGUUGCACCACCCAUUCUUAUCAUGCUAGAUAAGCGACCAGAGACUGUAAGGUAUGACCUGAGCAGUGUCAAUCACAUUCUUUGCGGUGCAGCACCUCUCAGCAAAGAGCUUCAAAGAGCGGUUGCAAAGAAGGUCGACUGCAACAUAAUUCAAGGUUGGGGUAUGACAGAGGUGACCUGUGGCUCGCUACUUGUUCCCGGAGGCCGAUACGACGAGUCUGGCAGCGUCGGGCUGAUCCUGCCUAACCACGAGUUCAAGCUCCUCGACGAUGAUGGGAAGGAGGUUGCGGAAGGCCAGCCAGGCGAAAUGUUUGUCAGAGCACCCAAUGUCUGUGUCGGAUACUGGAGGAACGAGCAAGCAACAAAAGAAAGCCUGGACAGCGGAGGAUGGCUCAAGACAGGAGAUAUUGCAGUGGUGAAAGACAACUGGUUCUGGAUCGUCGACAGGAAGAAGGAAUUGAUCAAGGUCAAUGCCCUCCAAGUGGCACCUGCUGAGCUGGAGGCAGUGCUACUGGAGAAUGGGGACGUCGCAGACGCAGCGGUUACAGGGAUUACGCUUGGAGACGAAGAAUGGCCUCGCGCUUAUGUCAGCCUGAAGGAUAAGAAGAAAGGCCAAGUCACGGAAACUCAGAUACAAGAAUGGAUGAAAGGCAAGGUCGCAAAGCAUAAGCAAUUGGUGGGCGGCGUCAAAUUCGUAGAUGAGGUACCUAAACUGGCGUCGGGCAAGAUUCAAAGGAAAGUUGUGAGGGAGUGGGCCAAGAGGGACGCCCUGGAGCUGGAAAAGGGGGGACGGCCUCGUCUGUAG
This is a messenger RNA of Exophiala aquamarina CBS 119918, 1665 nucleotides long. RefSeq lists its product as uncharacterized. NCBI's taxonomy places the organism in Eukaryota, Fungi, Ascomycota, Eurotiomycetes, Chaetothyriales, Herpotrichiellaceae. The coding region runs from base 1 to 1665 and encodes 554 amino acids. Gene Ontology annotation, biological process: secondary metabolic process. Gene Ontology annotation, molecular function: CoA-ligase activity. The record is from RefSeq and is a predicted model, not a curated record. The transcript has 2 exons.